Nasonia vitripennis (jewel wasp) is the source of this 1768-nucleotide messenger RNA. Its product is annotated as tektin-3. Gene Ontology annotation, cellular component: microtubule cytoskeleton; nucleus. The transcript is spliced from 7 exons. The record is from RefSeq and is a predicted model, not a curated record. Lineage: Eukaryota; Metazoa; Arthropoda; Insecta; Hymenoptera; Pteromalidae. Gene Ontology annotation, biological process: cilium movement involved in cell motility; cilium assembly; intein-mediated protein splicing. The coding region runs from base 19 to 1386 and encodes 455 amino acids.
GUACAAAAUGUUAAAUAUAUGCAUAAGCAGCUUCGAUCUACAUAUAGAUAUCAUUAUUGGUACCUAUAUCUUGAAAAGUGUGACAGUUGUAUAACCUUUAACCUAAUAACCCUUCUAACUGUGUGCUUUUCUCCUGAUCGAGAAAUUUUCAGAAACAGAAUGGCUUUGUUCACGCCUAAAAAUCAUCCGUGGAAACCUACUACAGGAUAUGAAACUACUGAUGCUUUUCCAGUUCCUUCACUCCCCGUAACCAGUCAACGUAUGCUGCCUUGCUACAUUCCAAAUGGCAUGUGCACGGCUCCUUUGAGAUUUCCCAAUCUCGUCGAGGGAUUUAAUCGUAGUCCGAUUCACGCGGCACGUGCCGCUCUCAGCACAAGAUAUGAAUCCAGCAAAUGGCUGGAAAAUCACAAUAGUCUCAUGGAGGAGGUUUCAGCGAAUCUCUCGAUUUCCCAGGCGAUAAGGGAAAAUUUGGAUAAUUUAGUUCGUGAAGAGAAGGAAAAAUUGAAAGCUUGUAAGAUUGACGAUGAAGGCACGAAAAAUACUAAAGUUGCAACUUUGAAUUGGUUAGUAUCAAAGGUUGAUGAAUUAUCGUCUGUACAAGAAAAAGUCAUUGGAGAAAAUGAGGAAUGGCAAGAUUGCCGACGUAAACUGCAAGCUUGCAUUCAGGGCAUCGAAGCUCCAUUGCAGAUAGCCCAAGAAUGUCUUUUCCAUCGAGAAUCUAGAAAUAAAAGUGAGCUUGUCAAUGAUAAAGUGGAGCAAAUGCUAUUGAAGGAGGUUGAAACUUUCCGUCAGAAACAGAAAGAUUUAGACAAAUAUUUAGAGCAGUGCGAAAUUCAAUUGAUACAGGGAAGAAAGAUCCAAAGCGAAUUGGAAAACUUUUUGAGGAAUGUGCAAUGGAUUGCGCUCGUCGAUAGAUCAGACAAGGAAAUAAAAAGGAUCGCGGAGUCAAAGUCAUGGAUGGAAGAAUUUCAAUGUCUUGCAAAAAAAUCAGAUCUAGCUAUAACUAGUUCAAAACACUUGAGGAAACAAAUUGAUGCAAUCGUAAAUGAGAUGACCCAAGAUGUUUUAAAAACAUGGAAUGAGACCAAUGACGCAUUUUCAGAAAAACGCACUCAUGUGAAACAGGCGAUAGAUGAAAUCGAAUAUGGUCUGAAAAAGAUAAAAAAUGAGAUAUUUAACGUUGAAAAAAACUUAAAAUAUUUGAAAACCAAUAAAGGAAUCUUCAAUGAAUUGCAACAGGGCCAAGAUCUACUCGAAUCUUUGUUGCGGACGAAAAGGAACCUUGAAUCCGAGCUCUCGUCAAAAAUAAAUUCGCUUUUCAUUGAUGAUAAAAAAUGUAUGACCAUAAGAAAUUGUUAUCCGAUAAUUAUGACCGCGAAUCAUUAGUCCACUUGUUCUAUCGGUACUUUUUACUCUUUGCUUAUUUACAUUUGUUUUGCAAAAUAUAUUUUAUUAAAAUUUUAAUUCUAAAUCCAUAACAAAAUUGUAUUUAACAGCGACCGCGCGACUCAGCCAUGCACGACUCGACGGUAAUCAACUAUUCACAUAAAAAUAGAAGCUAUGAUAAAUUUUUCUCUCUUUCUUAUUUCAAUAACCACUUUGAAAGAAAAUAGUCUUAUCCAUCAUUGGUGUGCUAUUCGACACUAAUAAUACAUUUUCGCUUUGGACUUAACCUAGUCAUCUAUACACAUUCCGCCGACGUAUUGCUUACGACAUAGAAAAAAGUCACUUAAUAUAUCGCAUUUUUUCAACGGAUUCGAGGAACCAA